GGAGGUAACGGCAACCGAGAGGCGAAACAACGAGAGGCGAAAUAGAACCAUCGCCCUUGAAAUUUAAUUAAAAUACACGUUCAGGAGGAUUAUUGUGUGACAGCGAAACUUCUAAGCACCGAAAGAGACCGUCUGCAGUUUGUGUAUAUGUAGAGUUUAUCAGGUGUUCUGUCACAGGUGUGUGCCAAAGGCUUUCCUCACCGGAUGCAACCGUAGGCAUCAUCAACUUUUAUGUCAUGCUGUGAGUGUGUCACAGGUGUUCCUCCUUGACUGUAACAGUAGACAGCGUCCUCCCUGAAUGUAACAGUAGGCAGCGUCGUCUAGGCCAAGCUCAGGGCUACUGAAACCCCGGAUCAGACUGCGGAGCGUCUACAGCGACGGCGCAUACGACCAGCAAAAGUAAAGGCUGCCAAAACAUUGUAGCAGCGUGAGGAGCGGCAGCAAGUUGACCGCACACUCCAUUCACAGAAGUCUGACACCAUGACAGCUGAGGAGACCAUCAACAUAAAGGAGGUGGAGAUCAUUAAGGUGAUCCUGGACUUCCUGAACUCACGGAAGCUGCACAUCAGCAUGCUGGCCCUGGAGAAGGAGAGUGGAGUAAUCAAUGGCCUCUACUCAGAUGAUAUGCUCUUUCUCAGGCAGCUUAUUCUAGAUGGACAGUGGGACGAGGUACUGCAGUUUAUUCAGCCUCUGGAGUGUAUGGAGAAGUUUGACAGGAAAAGAUUCCGCUACAUUGUACUUAAGCAGAAGUUUCUGGAAGCUCUCUGUGUAAAUAAUGCCAUGUCAGCAGAGGACGAGCCCCAGCAUCUGGAACUUACCAUGCAGGAAGCUGUAAAAUGCCUUCAUGCUUUGGAGGAAUUUUGUCCCUCCAAAGAUGACUACAGCAAGCUUUGCCUUCUCCUCACUCUCCCUCGUCUUACCAACCAUGCUGAAUUCAGGGAUUGGAAUCCGAGCACGGCUCGCGUACGCUGCUUUGAAGAGUCGUGCUCCAUGGUGGCUGAGUUCAUUCCAGCUGACCGCAAAUUGAGUGAGGCAGGUUUCCGGGCCGGUGCAGAUCGACUUUUUCAGCUGCUGGUUAAGGGCGUGCUGUACGAGUGCUGUGUUGAGUUCUGCCAGAGCAAGGCCACAGGUGAGGAGAUCAGUGAAGCUGAGGUGCUGCUGGGUAUUGAUGUGCUCUGCGGCAAUGGCUCCGAUGAACCUGACCUGAGUCUUCUGUCAUGGCUGCGAAACCUGGCACCUAGUGUCUUCUCCUGCGCCUUUGAGCAAAAGGUGCUCAAUGUGCACGUGGACCGGGUCGUUAAGCCAGUACGAGCGGCCCACGCUGACCUGCUUACGCCGCUCGUCAGCAAACUCUCCCCAUGCCCUGCCUCUCCGUUGCGCCGUCCACAGUCAGCUGACACCUACAUGUCCCGCUCGCUCAACCCAGUGCUGGAUGGCCUCGCUUAUGGCCUGUCUGGCAUGGAAAGAAGAGGAGGAACCAGAGCUGCUGAGGUGGGGAAAGCAUCACCCAUGUCACAUUCAUUUGCCAACUUCCAGUACCCUGGGGGGCAGAACCUGAGCCGGAGUCUGAUGAUGGAGGAGUCUCAAUGCCAAAGCAUCUUUGAAGAGUCCCCUGAGUGCUCCAGAACUGAAACUCCUUCAGAUAAAAUGAUGAGUAGCUCCCAGAACUCUCGCCCAGUCUCUGCUCCAGGUCAGGAUGCCCCAACCACUCCCUCUGCAGAAAAGAAUGAGUUGCGUGACUCCAUGGAACAGUAUCAGGAGUACUACAGGCAACGCUUACGUGUACAGCAGCACCUGGAACAGAAGCAGCAGCAGAGGCAGCUUUACCAACAGAUGCUGCUAGAGGGUGGAGUCCAGCAGCAGGAGAUUUCACCCACUGCCAAGCACAACCUCACUGAGACCUUCCUCAACAGAUCCAUUCAAAAGCUGGAGGAGCUGAAUGUUGGAAUGGAUGAUCUGGGUGAGGAGGUGCAGGCCCUCUCUCUACAGUGUAAUGGUGGAGGAGAAGGAGAGGCAGGAGUAACUUCAGGGGGUGCAACAGACACAGUACUUCAAGAUGAGGCAGGGCUUAGCACCGGCAUCCCUCAGAGAAACAUUGGACGGGCAGCUGUUCCACAUACCCCCGAGUCCCCCAUGCUCCCAAGUAGUAUUCAGAGGGAUGGUGGAGGACAGAGUGAUAGCAGUAUGACACGCACUAAAGGAACUGAGGAAAACAAGCCCAAGCCAAAGUUUGUUGCGGUGAAUACUUUGGAGGAUACACAAGCCGUGCGUGCUGUGGCCUUCCAUCCAUCAGGGGCGUUCUAUGCUGUGGGCUCUAACUCCAAAACCUUAAGAGUCUGCGCAUACCCUGACACACUCGACACCAGUGUUGCAUCUAAACCCCCAGUGGUACGCUUUAAGAGAAAUAAGCAUCAUAAAGGUUCUAUAUACUGUGUGGCGUGGAGCCCCUGUGGACAGCUUCUGGCCACCGGCUCCAAUGACAAAUACGUCAAAGUGCUGCCUUUCAACACUGAAUCCUGCAAUGCCACUGGUCCUGAUCUGGAGUUUAGUAUGCAUGAUGGUACUAUUCGAGACCUGGCCUUCAUGGAAGGGCCUGAAAGUGGAGGAUCCAUCUUAAUCAGUGCUGGAGCAGGAGACUGUAACAUCUAUACUACUGACUGCCAGAGAGGACAGGGGCUUCAUGCUCUCAGUGGACACACAGGCCACAUACUGUCUCUGUACACUUGGGGAGGCUGGAUGAUUGCAUCUGGUUCACAGGAUAAGACUGUGCGUUUCUGGGACCUACGCGUUCCGAGUUGUGUCAGAGUUGUAGGGACAGCUUUCCAUGGGUCAGGAAGCCCAGUAGCCUCAGUGGCUGUGGAUCCAAGCGGGCGUCUGUUAGCUACAGGCCAGGAGGACAGUGCCUGUAUGCUGUAUGACAUCAGAGGCGGAAGGAUGGUGCAGACCUACCGCCCUCACUCGAGUGAUGUGCGUUCAGUACGCUUCUCCCCUGGAGCGCACUACCUGCUCACUGGCUCCUACGACACAAAAGUUAUUACCACAGACCUACAAGGAGACCUGACGAAGCCGCUGCCAUUGACAACAGUAGGCGAGCACAGUGAUAAAGUAAUUCAGUGCAGGUGGCACCCGCAGGACCUCUCCUUCCUCUCCUCGUCUGCCGAUCGCACAGUCACCCUCUGGACACACAACACAUAGAGCCUUCUCUCACCGCACAACUCGCUCUACUGUUAAAGUGCUCCAGUUGGAUGAAACUGUAAAUACUGUGUGUGCGCAUGUGGUGGUGUGUGUGUGAGUGAGUGUGUGUGUGUGUGAGUGAGUGUGUGUGCGCGCAUGUGUCUGUAUUUAUUACUUCCGUAUUCGUUUUUGCUCUGUGGCAGCCGCUAUUCCGUGCCUCUACUUCCUCAAUGUGGCGUAAAUAGUAUCAGUUCCAUCAUUUUCUCACAAGCUCCAUGGUUUCAGGUGUUUUCAGCAUUUCCUGUCUGCCGAAUAAUAUAUGCUGCUUUAUUAAUAAAAAACAGAGCGAAACAAAUAAAUUGGUCAAAGUCGCACAUGUACAGAGCACUACAUAAGUCACAUGAAAGUAGCGUCAAUUUCUAAAAUGCAAAAAUGGACACGUAACAUGUUUUAUUAUGAAAUAUAGGCGAUGAAAAGCACUAAAGUUUGACUAAAGUCGGAGUUUUACAAGUUUGUCUCCCAUAUCUGCGGUGCCAAUAUCAAAGCAAAUAUCUCCUGCUGGACCAAUGAUAAUAAUAGCUGAACAACGUUGUGGUUAAAUAAUGUUAUACACAUCUCAUUGUGGAACUCGAAGCUGGAGAUCUGACUCUUAGAUCAUCUGCGCUGUCAUUUGGCUCCCAUUAAAUCACAUUUGGCCGGAUAGGGAUGUGGAAAUUAUGGGAUACCUUUUUUAUAGUGCAUAUCAAACCAGCAUUAAAAAGUUAAUAAAUAAGUCUCGAUUUAAAAAAGACUGAUGCUGUUUGAUAUUUUUAGACGUAGGGUGAGUAAAAAAGGUGAACAAAUAUUUAUAGUAUGUGGGAGAUGGUCAGUGGAGUGAUACAAGCAAGAUAAGAAAGGAUGAGAAAAUGGUGAAGAGAUGAACAGCACAGAUGGAGGAUAAACUUUGUAAAUGAAGCUGAGAAAUCUGAGAAUGAUGUCCCAUCAUGUCUUUAUGCACAGUUCCCAGUGAUGCAGCGUAUAAACGAAGAUCAGACUGUUCUUCAGGCCAAAUCUUACCGCUGGAAUAAGAGCAGCCUGUCCACAUCCAUGACCAUUUUAAUAUCCAAAUAUUUGUUUUUGUGGAGUUUUCCUGUUUUGAGACCAAAUCUAUUAACUCUUUCUGUCCCAAUUUUUUUUAAAUAUAAAAGUGACACAAUUUGAAGUGUGCAAAGACACAUGCUGCAGAUCUUCGUGUUCUGUCUGAACCUUGUGAAUAGAUGUUUCUGUGUGCUGUGUAUUUCAUAUGGUGCCUUGGUUUAUAGAUCACUUACUGCUUAAAGCUUUAGGAUUACUCAGUCAUUCCAGGCAGCCAGGUAUUUAAAACUAACCUCAUCAUUUCGUACUGCUAUGCUUCAAUCAGUUAUUCUUUGUGAAAUGUCCUUACUGUCUGGACAGCUCUGCAUGAACAACAACAAAAAAAAAAACAGUUGUUUUAAAUGAUGCAUUCAUUCCUUUAUCUUCAGUAAUCACUUAAUAAUGGCCAGUGUGGUGAUGGGGCUUAUAUCUGGAGCACAGUGGUACAGUGGAGAGAAUCUACCUUGGAUGGGACACCAGUCCAUUGCAUGGCAUCAUGUACAGUACAUACAUACACACAGACACAUGGGGCAGUUUAGCAUAGCUUUUUUGCUAGUCCUACUGGCAUGUUUUUGGAAGUUGGGGACAUGGGGAGAACUGCUGCAUCACUGUGCUGCCCUAAAUAAUUAAACUUACUAUUACUACUACUACUACUAAUAAUGCGGUGGUGUGAUGGUGCAGGAUAAAUCAGUGAGGAUAACUUGCACCAAGAAAUUAAACCGACCCCCAUUUUAAAGGAAACAGUGGUGUAAAGAAGGCGACUAUCCUCCCAUUGACUGCACCGCACUCACACAGUGUUUUACUGCUGUGCACUGUAUGUUAAAUAGAAAACUGCCUUCAGGAAAAGGUUAUGUACAUUUCGUGUUCAGCGGUGUUGAUCGUCAUGCACUAUACUGUUCCCUUCUGUAUGAAUGUAAAUCCUGUGAGUGUUUUCUUCCUAUUGAUCGACAUGCAGCGCUUUUGCCUGAAAGAUCAACAUCUGUGUGCAUCUUGCGAAUGCCUAUAAAAAUCACUGUUUUCACUACUAGGAUGAUGAAGAUACAGUUUAAGUUUAAUCCCAAAAAUGUUGAUGUACUGAUUUAUUUAUUUAUUUUUACGGACGCUACAUUAACAUAUUAACAUUGGUUUUAGCAUUUCUGUUUAUGAGCCUUGAUGGAACUUGUCAUUGAUAGAAUCUUAUUAUGCAAGUAUUUAUUAAUUUGGUUUUUUCUGUUUUGUUUUAUAAUUUUGAAACUAAUGUUAUACAUAUUUUAUGAAGAACAAGUGUCUGCUGCUGUAGAGUCGAAAUAAAAGACUUCUUUGUCACUU
Clarias gariepinus (North African catfish) is the source of this 5595-nucleotide messenger RNA. It is a transcript of the gene wdr47a, whose product is annotated as WD repeat domain 47a. Gene Ontology annotation, molecular function: protein binding. The coding region runs from base 481 to 3195 and encodes 904 amino acids. Lineage: Eukaryota; Metazoa; Chordata; Actinopteri; Siluriformes; Clariidae. The transcript is spliced from 16 exons. The record is from RefSeq and is a predicted model, not a curated record.